Messenger RNA from Tachysurus fulvidraco (yellow catfish), 1486 nucleotides. Its product is annotated as protein NipSnap homolog 2-like. The record is from RefSeq and is a predicted model, not a curated record. Bases 76 to 936 code for a protein of 286 amino acids. Gene Ontology annotation, cellular component: mitochondrion. NCBI's taxonomy places the organism in Eukaryota, Metazoa, Chordata, Actinopteri, Siluriformes, Bagridae. The transcript is spliced from 10 exons.
UAGAAGGUGGAAUGACGCUGUAGUCCAGGCUGCCGUUAUGUAGCAGGAACCGCGUCUGCUCGACAUUGAGGAAAAAUGGCGACCAGAGUCCUUCAGAGCCUGAGGAAGGGCCUUCACCAGGCUAAUAACGCGUUAGGACCGAAACAGCAGGCGGCUUUAACUAUCAGAACUCUGUCUGCGUCCUCAAACCUAAACCGUGAGGACAGCUGGUUUAAAUCUCUCUUUGUGAGAAAAGUUGACCCCAGGAAGGACGCGCAUUCUCACCUGCUGGCCAAGAAAGAAGACCUUAACCUGUAUAAAAUUCAGUUUCACAAUGUCAAGCCAGAGUGCCUUGAUGAUUAUAACAAACUUUGUGAACAAGUCUUGCCCUCUAUCCACACCAACCCUGAUUAUCCGUGUGAGCUGGUGGGAACCUGGAACACGUGGUAUGGAGAGCAGGAUCAAGCAGUUCAUCUGUGGAGAUACAGAGGAGGAUACCCUGCCCUGACUGAGGUCAUGAACAAACUCAGGAAGAAUAAGGAGUUCAUGCAGUACAGAGAAGAGCGAGGGAAGAUGCUGCUGUCUCGCAGAAAUCAGCUGCUGCUUGAGUUCAGUUUCUGGAACGAGCCUGUGCCCAGAGACGGGCCCAACAUUUACGAGCUCAGAUCCUACCAGCUCCGGCCUGGAACCAUGAUCGAGUGGGGAAACUACUGGGCUCGGGCUAUUGAGCUCCGACAGCAGAACAACGAGGCUGUGGGAGGCUUCUUCUCUCAGAUCGGGAAUUUGUACAUGGUGCAUCACCUGUGGGCCUACAAAGACCUGCAGUCAAGGGAGGAAACUAGAAACGCUGCUUGGCAGCAUGAAGGCUGGGACGAAGUUGUCUACUACACAGUUCCUCUGAUCCAGCACAUGGAAUCGAGAAUAAUGAUUCCACUGAAGACUUCACCCCUGAAGUAGCUUCUUCACAGAAGACAAAAAAAAUCAAAUCCAUUUUUAUUACAAGAUCCCAAUCAGAUUUCAGUCAGAUUUUGCACUGCUGUGGAUUCCACCCCCCCACCCCCACCCCGAUUUCCAACAUGCUUGUUUUUUUUGGUUACACUAUUAUUUUUUUAAAGCGUGUGUGUGUUUGCGUAUAUCGAGAAGGAGACACGGAUCAAAACAUCCUGAUGUGGGGUCGACACGUUUUUUUUCUUCUGCAUAUUUACUGUAGUUCAGUUUUAUAACUGUAAGAAUAGAUCUGUAGUAGAAACUGAAACCGUGUGUGUGAUGAACGCAGGUCAGAGUCUUGUAUACAGAAAUAAAGGUCUAAAACAAAGACACGUUAAAUAAUACACAACACAUUUUUCUUUUUUCUGUAAGAAACCCAAGACUCUCUAGUUUUCUCUGUAUAUCGAAUGCGGUAUAUAGUUGAAUUGAUAUGAAGUGUGAAAACGGCUUAAAUUUGACGACCCUUUCAGCUGGGGUUCGUUCAGUCCAAUAAAUUUCACAGAAUAUUCUUUGGUUUGCA